AUGGCAUAUGUUGCUGUAAGAGCCGAGCUGAACUGCUCCGUUUGCAUGGAGAUUUAUACGGGGCCAGUGACGCUGCCCUGUGGGCACAACUUCUGCCAGCGCUGCAUUGAGAUUACAUGGGACACUCAGGUGGAGAUGGAGGAAAGUCCCUCGUGUCCUGAAUGCAGAAAGAGAUUUGGGAGGAGGCCUGAGCUCAGGAGAAACCAGACACUGCACAACAUAGCAUUGGGGUUACGAGCUACCCACCCCCCACAAGACGGGACGGGCAUCUACUGCACUUACUGCGACUCUCCUGUGCCUGCUGCUAAAAGCUGCCUCCUGUGUGAGGCCUCCCUGUGUGCCCAACAUGUGACAAUGCACAGCAAGGCUAAGGAACACAUCUUAACUGCACCCACCACUUCCCUGGGCAACAGAAAAUGCCCUGCACACAGGAAGCUCCUGGAGUCCUAUUGCUGUGACGAUGGCACCUGUAUCUGUGUGUCCUGCCACCUGGAACGGGAUUCUGGCAGGUCUGAGGAGGGUGAUGAUGAGGAGGACAGGGAACUAUCUCCUGCAGUGUCUCUGGACGAGAAUCUGAUCUUGGUGACACUGAUGAUAGGGCUAGAAGGGAUUGUGGCCGAUGUGAAAGGAAAGGUCUAUGGGCAGGAGGCUACAGAGAUGUUUCUGGAUAUGAACACAGCAGGACAACUUGUGGAUAUAGCAGGAGACAAUGACACUGUAGCCUAUAUAGGAACGGAGCAGGGCCACCCAGAGGUGCCACAGAGAUUUAAGGAUCACCCUCAGGUAUUAAGCACCAACAGCUUCUCUUCAGGGCGACAUUAUUGGAAUAUAGAGGUGACAAUGACAGGAGACUGGGGGGUAGGGGUGGCCUAUCCUAGUAUUGCAAGGGAAGGAGCUGAGUCUCUGCUGGGCAAUAAUAACAAGUCCUGGGUUUUGUACAAAACAGAUGAUGAAUAUUCCGUUAGACAUGAUAGCCAACAUGCUAUUCUACCCAACGCGCCCCUGAGUGAGGGCAUCAAGAUCUCAUUGGACUAUGAGGCCGGGCGCCUGUCUUUUUAUGAGCUGAGUGAGCCAAUCAGACACUUACACACUUUCACUGCCUCCUUCACUGAGCCCCUCCAUGCUGCGUAUUGGGUAUGGGACUGUGUUUGGGUGCGCACCUAG
Molecule: messenger RNA, 1164 nt
Organism: Xenopus laevis (African clawed frog)
Lineage: Eukaryota; Metazoa; Chordata; Amphibia; Anura; Pipidae
Product: butyrophilin subfamily 3 member A3
Exons: 2
Coding region: 1-1164 (387 amino acids)
Source: RefSeq, a predicted model, not a curated record